AGGGAGAGAGAAGUGGUCUUCCCUCCCACCUCCUGUCACUGCGGCUGGAGGCUGAGAACCAUGGAUCCCAAUGAAAUGCCUGCUGUGCCCUGCUGCCCCUCCGACUCCCCCACUGGCCUUGAGACCAGAGCCCCAUGGGGGAUCGAACUUGGCCCCAAAAGAACUGUAAGUUGCUGUGCCCGCUGCUACAACCAUGGCCUCAAUGACCAAACCAAGGACCAGGAGCACUCCUGCCCCUUCCAGGCUUGUGAAUGUCACAAGUGUGCCUUCUUCUCGGAUCCCUGCAGAGUCUUGCGUGCUGAGAGUGCCUUGAAGAGGGAGCAGGGGGCAUGCCUAAAGAGGCACCUGACUCAAGGACUGAUAACGAGUGGGGCCUCCCCUCCCAAAGCUCACAGCCAUGUCCAGAAGUUGACCAUUCAAGGAGGAGUCGUCAGCGAGCACCCAAGGAGGUCUGCUGAUUGGUCAGGCCCCAAAAUCUUUGUCUCUAUCUUGGACUCCAGCAGCCUUGAAGAUGCAACUCACAACUUCUCUUUCCAGGAAGACCCACAGGACCCCUGCCCUGUCCAGCAUGGUCCUGAGGCUUCUGACCAGGACUCAGUUUCUGCCUCCUCAGAGUGGCAGCGGAAGCUGGAAGCCGCUGAGGCUCUGCUGAUGCUGAGAAACUCUUCUCAGGCAUCUUCUGGCUCCAUCUCCCUGCUCCAGCCCUGCGUGGCAGCAGCUCCUGCUGGAGAUGAAGGACCCCAGCCUUCUAGCUCCUCUCUCGGACCCAGGCCAGCCAGCUCCAUUUCUCUGCCUAUUGGACAUCUGGGGUGCAUCUCCCUCUUGAGCUAGAAACCCAGAAGAGGAGGCCUCACCAGAGUACUUCCUAUUCAUGCAUUUGCAAAAUGUUUAAAGUCCAAAAUGCUUAACAUGUUUGUUUUUUUAACUUCUAGGUUCUUUCAUAAGCUUUUCAGACUCUUUUUAUGAUAUGGGACAAUUCCUUGGCUGAGAGUGGAUAUUCUUGUACCACCAUCCCUUAAUGCCUAGAUUCUGGGGCCUUUUUAUGUCUCUUAUGAAAACAGCGUCAUGGGGUCUAAGCUGAUCAGUCUCUAAAUAGGGUUCUGUGGGAGGUCAUAUGUUCAUAUGCCAGAGUUUUCAUUUGACUCGUGAUUGCAAACAUACCCAUGCACUCAUGCAUGUAUGCAUGCUUGUCAAAAUAUAAGGGUGUUUUCAUUUUGUGUCUAGGUUUG
Prionailurus viverrinus (fishing cat) is the source of this 1229-nucleotide messenger RNA. RefSeq names its product DMRT like family C1B (gene DMRTC1B). The record is from RefSeq and is a predicted model, not a curated record. The coding region runs from base 61 to 831 and encodes 256 amino acids. The transcript has 6 exons. Gene Ontology annotation, biological process: regulation of DNA-templated transcription. Gene Ontology annotation, cellular component: nucleus. Gene Ontology annotation, molecular function: sequence-specific DNA binding. Lineage: Eukaryota; Metazoa; Chordata; Mammalia; Carnivora; Felidae.